GUUAAGUGUAGUUUUCGGCGGCGUUUUCUUUAAUUUUUUAUCAAAUUAAAUUCCUCGCGGGAAACCUCCACCAUCCCUUGUACAUCGCCGCCGUCCACCGUCUCUACGAUCGGGUUUUGGAAUUCCAUGUAAUCUGAAACAAUGGAAGGUGAUGCUGAUGCCAUGGAGAGCUUGAGUUUUGGUGAAGAGACAUAUGAUUGUGACAGUGAGUCUGAGUGUUGUGUUGAGGACUCAGUUGAUGAUGAACUUUUCUAUGCAUCUGGUGAUAUUAUACCCAAAUUGCAGUUUAGGAAAGAGGCAUCAAAGGCACGGUGGAUCGAGGAGUUGGGAAUGGCUGAGGUGUUGGAGAAAAAGGGUAAAAUGUGGACCACAACUGGGAUAGUUCGUGAUGGAAAGACGUACUGCUCAAUUGAAGAAACUUUGUAUUUGGGUGAAAUUGGUGCACUGAAUAUAUUGAAUAGCGAUGAUACUCCCAUUCUGUUGAGUGAUAUAUAUGGAAAGUUAGCAGAAGACAAGAAUAGGCAUGGAUGCUCUUGGGAGUCUUUUGAGGUCUAUCGGCACCUGAAGUUUCUUGGUUACAUAGUUGGUCGCUGUGGCGUUCCUUGGUCUAUUAAGAGUGUUAAGAUGAAAAUGAACGCUCAGGAAGGUAUGUCGGAAUAUGAAAGUAGUAGGGGUGGGGGGUCAAUAGACAACAGUUUCAUCACAGAGAUGUUUGGUAACUUGCAUUUUGGUGAAACCAGACCAGUCUUUGAUGUUUAUCCUCCUAAUAGCAAGUUUAGAAAGUCUUGUCCGGGCACUCCAUCUUUUGUGCUCUGCCUCACCAGUGGCCACCCACCAUCCAGACAAGAGAUCGAGGACCUUGAGACACGCUGUGGUGGAAGUCCUUUAAAGUUCUGUAUUGUCGAGCAUGGGCGGGUCAGUUUUUUGUCGUUCACCAAAGUUGAGCUGCCUAUUCUUCCAUGAUCUUUUUGUUGGAUCCUUACUUGGUAGCUAUAAGAUGAGAUUAUUACAUUACAGCAGCUGAAUUCAGAUAGUUAUUCAGCCAAUACAUGUAACUAAACUUACAAGCUUCCAUAAAGCUUCUUAUGGGACGAAAUAUUCUGUUUUAUGAAUAGAGCAGAUCUGAGUGUCUUGUUCUU
This is a messenger RNA of Sesamum indicum (sesame), 1139 nucleotides long. RefSeq lists its product as uncharacterized. The record is from RefSeq and is a predicted model, not a curated record. Gene Ontology annotation, cellular component: tRNA-intron endonuclease complex. NCBI's taxonomy places the organism in Eukaryota, Viridiplantae, Streptophyta, Magnoliopsida, Lamiales, Pedaliaceae. Gene Ontology annotation, biological process: tRNA-type intron splice site recognition and cleavage.